AUGCCGGAAAAUGUACAUUGGAAAACGGAUGAUAAUAGCAUAACAUUAUGGUGGGAUCCACCAGCAACAGCUGAUGAAAUAUUGGUGCGUGGUUAUACGAUAUCAUACGGAAUUGGUACACCAAAUCGACGUGUAAUUAUUGAAGGAGCUAAUACCAAUGCUUUUACAAUUAAUAAACUUAAAUCUAACACAACAUAUGUUUUUGCAUUAACUGCAUAUAAUGAAGCAGAUGGUGAAGAUUCAGAAAAGGUUCUUUUCACCGCUACUACCGAAAUUGGAAAAAAUUCAGAUGAACAAUUGAUUAAUUUACAAAGACCAACAAAUGUCAAAGCAAAUGCUAUUUCACCCACUGAAAUUUCAAUACAAUGGACGGAUCCAAAUGUUGAUAUUUACUAUGAUCAUCAAUCUGAAAGCAUCAGAUCAUUAUUUCGAAAACGAAAAUAUGUGAUACAAUACGGUGAAUAUCAAUCAUUGAAUUUAGAAACGGUAACAUCAACAGUACCAUAUGUACUUCUUAGUAAUUUGCAACCAGCAACAGACUACGAAAUUAUCAUUAAAAUAAUUUUGCCAAAUGGAAUCGAAUCAGCAUGGACUAUUCGAGAAGUUAUCCAAACAUUACCAAAUGUAGCAUUAAUGGGUGGAUCAAAGCUGAUUGAACUUCGAUUCAAUUUUGAGCAAUCAGAAAAAUGUUUCUUCUAUUCUGAUUCAACAGCUCCACUUCAAUGGAAAAUGAUUGAAGCUAAAAGCUAUAAUGAAUUAAGAGAUCGAUCAGCAAAACAUUUUGUAAGCAUACAAUCAACAAUAUUUGAUAAGAAUUAUGGUCAUUUGAUAUCAACACCAAUCAUUCUUACUGAUAAUAAUUAUUGUCUAAGUACAUGGAUUUAUGUUAAACAAUUCAGCAAAGGUACACUCACUGUUUCAUUGCUACCUAAUAAUUUAUUGAUAGAAGGAAGAUUAGAAGAAAUGCCAAAAGAGCAAUGGCAUCAUUUAAUUUUAGAUUUUACUAAUUCGCAUCAUAUAUUUCAGAUAUCAUUCAAAGUGAGAAAAGAAGAUGGUAAUCAAUUUUGGUUAGCUUUAGACGACAUUGCCCUACAUUCCGGAAAGUGUAACAGUGAUCCGGAUGCACCUUUACGGGAUAAUGGACAAUUUCAACGUUGGUUUAAAAUCAUUAAAAAUUACACUUUUUUUCUUUUUUUUUCUUUCAAUUAA
Messenger RNA from Brugia malayi, 1209 nucleotides. RefSeq lists its product as uncharacterized. Gene Ontology annotation, cellular component: membrane. The coding region runs from base 1 to 1209 and encodes 402 amino acids. Gene Ontology annotation, molecular function: protein binding. Lineage: Eukaryota; Metazoa; Nematoda; Chromadorea; Rhabditida; Onchocercidae. The record is from RefSeq and is a predicted model, not a curated record. The transcript has 8 exons.